AUGGCUCUUCGAAAGAAAGAAGCAAGGAAGAUGGCGAUGAAGAAGAGAAUCCAGGAGAAGUCGGGGUUGAUGGCCCUGCCCACUGAGCUUCUGCUGCAGAUCGUGGAGUACUUGGUACAUGACUUUGCGCCGAACGGGUGCCUCUCCAAGAUUGCAUCAGGUGGACAAGAUACUACUGCCGGGGACGAUCCAACACGAGAAGCAAUAUCUGGCAGCAAAGGUGCAAGAACGAUCAAACAGCUGGGCCAAGUCACACGAUUACUGCGCCGCGUGUCCCUCAUGUCUGCCUCAUCAAACCUCAGCAUCAUGAUGGCCAACAAAGAACUUAACAUUGUGGGGAUGGAUGUCCUCUUCAGAACCAACACCAUCACACUCACCUCCCGCGAGACCAGGGACCUCGUUCGGCGGCCCGGGCAGCUAGAUCUCAUCAGACACCUGCGCAUCCGCGAACGCAACCCUCUCGACUCCUUCAUCGUCAUGCAGGGCAACGGCAAAUGCGAUGGCCUCCUCCGCACUCUCCUCAAAGCAGACGAACUGCGAACGCUUCACAUCGACAUCGAGCCUUUCUUCGUCAGAAAGGCCCGGAUCGCCUCAGACAAGUACGACUGCUGGACCUACGGCCCAGGCCACUUCAUCCACGAACUUGGCCUCGAGGGCCUCGUCGUCUGGCGAUGCACCGGCAUCGGAACCUACACCCUCGUGCCGCUCCCCUCCCUGCCGCAAGCCCAUGUCCUCGGCCGCCCUCAGCGAAAGAAAUGGCUCACACCCACCCUCCUCAAGAAAAUCACCCUCUACCUCCCCAACAUCAUCAACCCCUGGACCACCGUCUGCGCCCUCCCCACACAUGAACUCCGCGACCUCACCAGGCGAAGAGGCUACCCUCCUAAUCCCUACUCCCUGACCUGGUUCCGGCCCACCAGCGACCCCGCCAACAAGAACACCCCUCUGCACACCCUCUUCGAUUGGCUCGCCGCCAUACGCUUCGACAGCGUCUCCCAGAGCCGCCACGGCAUCGACUGGACGGUCGGCAUGCGACACAGCCUGGCGGGUACGCAGAUGCUCGGGAACGAGCACAUGGAGGUUCCAGAGCAAGGGGGCAGUCUUGAGCCUGGGGAGGGAGGCCCGCUGGUGAAUCACUGGUGGACGACGACGUUUGUGGCGAUGAGUGUGAGGGCGAGGAAUGAGGUUUUGGAGGGGAGGAGGUUGGCGGCGAGGGAGAGCAGGAGGGGGAUGGGAGUUUGGUGGGCAGAGGGUGAUGAGAGCGGGGCUGGGGAGAGGUUUCGGUUGAUUGCGAUGUGA
Zasmidium cellare ATCC 36951 is the source of this 1299-nucleotide messenger RNA. RefSeq lists its product as uncharacterized. The record is from RefSeq and is a predicted model, not a curated record. Lineage: Eukaryota; Fungi; Ascomycota; Dothideomycetes; Mycosphaerellales; Mycosphaerellaceae. The coding region runs from base 1 to 1299 and encodes 432 amino acids. The transcript has a single exon.